Homarus americanus (American lobster) is the source of this 2735-nucleotide messenger RNA. RefSeq names its product gastrula zinc finger protein XlCGF57.1-like. The record is from RefSeq and is a predicted model, not a curated record. NCBI's taxonomy places the organism in Eukaryota, Metazoa, Arthropoda, Malacostraca, Decapoda, Nephropidae. Gene Ontology annotation, cellular component: nucleus. Gene Ontology annotation, molecular function: RNA polymerase II transcription regulatory region sequence-specific DNA binding; DNA-binding transcription factor activity, RNA polymerase II-specific. Gene Ontology annotation, biological process: regulation of transcription by RNA polymerase II.
CAGAGCGCCCACUGUUGGAUUUCACCCCUCUCAUAGAACAAAAGGAUCUCUCACCGAAUACAGUUUUUAUCAGAAUCAUCCAACAUUUCCAUCACAAGUGACUUCUGGUCCUGGAAGAUGGAGGAGGAUCUUGAUGAUACAGGCAGUCUGAAUUACACCUUGGAUACUUUACUGAACCAGGAAGAAUACCAUGAGACCUAAAGAUGUCAACAGCUGCAGCUUCCUUCUCAAAUACUUGUGAAAUACAUGCCAGUCUCCCAACGAACAACCUUCACAGACAAACAGCAUCUUGCAACUACGCAAUUCAAAUUCCAGAGCUUGUGCUUGCACACGAGUAUCACAUGACAUCCAAACAUCCACUGAUUGUCUGAAUAUCACAUCUGAGGACCAAGUUUAACACUUCACUAGUUCACAAUGUCAAGUGAAGAAAACAAGUUCCCUUGUGAAGAUUGUGGAAGGCAGUUUACCUUAAAGAGUAAUCUCAAGAGACACAUGCUUGUGCACACUGGUGUUAAAAAGUUUGAAUGUGAUAUUUGUUUGAAACGUUUUGCACAGAAGAGUGACCUAAAGAGACACACACUUGAGCAUAAUGGUAUUAAAGAGUUUCAGUGUCAUGAAUGUGGGAAACAUUUUGCUCAUAAGAAUGCUUUCCAGAGACACAUUAUUGUGCACAAUGUUCGUAAAGAAUUUGAAUGUGAUGAAUGUGGGAAACGUUUUGCACGAAACAGUACUCUCAAGACCCACAUACUUGUGCACAAUGGUGUUAAAAAGUUUGAAUGUGCUGAAUGUGGGGAACGGUUUACACAAAAUGGUGGUCUUAAGGCUCACAUGCUUGUGCACAAUGGUAUUAAGAACUUUAAAUGUGAUGAAUGUGGGAAACAUUUUGCACGAAAGGCUUGCCUAAAGAGACAUAUAUUUUUGCACAAUGGUAUUAAAGAGUUUAAAUGUGAUGAAUGUGGGAAACAUUUUGCACUAAAGGAAAAUCUUAUGAAGCACAUACGUUUACAUGCUGGUAUUAAAAAAUUUAAAUGUGAUGUAUGUGGGAAACAUUUUGCACAAAAGAGUGAUAUCAAGAAACAUUUACUUGUGCAUGCUGGUAUUAAAGAGUUUAAAUGUAAUGAAUGUGGGAAACAUUUUGCACAAAAGUGUGCUCUCAAAACCCACAUGCUUGUGCACAAUGGUAUUAAAAAUUUUAAAUGUGAUGAAUGUGGAAUUUUUUUCUCACAAAAUGGCAGUCUCAAGAAACAUGUACUUAAGAUGCACAAAGGUAUUAAACAAAUAUAAAUAACAUACCAGGAUGGGUAAUGUCAUGCAAUUUUUUUAUUCAAGAAAUGUAAUUUUAUUAUUUACCUAUAGAAAUGUUUACCGUUUCUCUGUAUAAUUACUGAAAUUUGUCAUUAGAUAAGAAAUUGUUUCUGGUAUCUGUAAAUUGUAAAAUAAUGAAAUAUGUUGUCAAGCAUAUUCACAUGUCAAAUUGGUUUAAUGUACAGAAUAGUAAUACCCUGUAUAUUAGUGUAUAGAAGUAGAAUUUGUGCAAGUUAGAUAUUGUACAGUGUUGCAUACAGUACAAGCUGGUUGUGGUGUAUACUGUACAUGUAUUUUGUGGUCUGGUAUAUUAAAUUGUUAUGUAAAGUAUCAGAGGUACAUGUAUUGUAUUGUAGCCAUUUUAUGGAAAGAAACGAUCUAGUACUGAGGCAGAAAACAAAAAUAGAGCAAAAAUUACCAGCAGAUCUUGACUGUAAAAUUAUUAGUUUCCAUCGCUACGUAAUACAACAACGUAGGAAACACGGUUAUCCAUUAAGCAACAUCGGGAACAUGGAUGAAACACUUAUGAACUUUGACAUGGUCUGUAAUCAUACAAAGGCACAAAGUGUUAGUGAAAACAACAGGACAUGAAAAGACACGGUUUACAGUAGUACUUUCAUGCAUGGCAGGUGGAACCUAGCUGAACCCAAUGCUAAUUUUCAAGAGGAAGACAAUGCCCAAAAUUAAGUUCCCGGCUGGAGUUUUUGUUCAUGUCAAAGAGAAAGGGUGGAUGGACGAACAAGGAAUAAAGUUAUGGAUUGAUCAUAUAUGGUGUAGGCGACCUGGUGGCUUUCGAAAACAGCGUAGCCUCUGAGUAUGGGAUAUGUUCGCGAGUCAUUUAACAGAGGAAACAAAAACCAGCAUGACGAGGAACGACAGUGACAUUGCAGUUAUUCCUGGUGGAUUAACUUCAGUUGUACAACCACUUGAUGUUUGUCUAAACAAACCAUUCAAGGACCGCGUUCGUGAACAAUGGAACGAGUGGAUGAUUAGCGGCAAAAAGUCUUAAUAGAAAGGUGGGAAUAUGCAUGCUCCUGAACUGGAUGUACUGUGUGAUUUUGUUAUCAAGUCUUUUUAAAAAGUGGGGAAUAUCUAAUUCAAUGGAUGGUAUGGAGGAUGAUAUGUUGUGGGAGGACGAGGAUGAAACAGAAGCCAAAGCCACGUCGUCUGAUUUGGAGUUUGAUCCUAAUGAUGAUGCAACCAUAACUGUAUCUCAGGAUGUACUUGAAGAACUUAUGAUAUCAGAUGUUGAUGAUGUAUUUUGAAGGUUUUUUAAUACAUGAUGACUGAAGUAAUAAUCAUGUGCUAAUAAAAUUUUUAACUUGUCGUGUAAUUUGAUUUUAAAAUAUUGUGAAUUAGUAUAUUAAAUGUGUAUGUAUAUAUGUAUAUAUACUGUACUGUAUAUUUGUGUAAUAAAUGUAUAUAGUAAG